Molecule: messenger RNA, 4161 nt
Organism: Choloepus didactylus (southern two-toed sloth)
Lineage: Eukaryota; Metazoa; Chordata; Mammalia; Pilosa; Megalonychidae
Gene: COL21A1
Product: collagen type XXI alpha 1 chain
Exons: 30
Coding region: 217-3087 (956 amino acids)
Source: RefSeq, a predicted model, not a curated record
UUCCGAGCCGCGCUCUCCGCAGUGGCCGCUGCUGGGAGACGCGACUCCGGGCGGAGCGCAGCAAACCCCUUUCAGCCCAGGUCUCCACCGGGCUGGGGCUUCUCGCUGUCCCGGAAACCCACGUAACCUCGCGGAACCCGCAGCUGGCUGCAGCGGCAACGCCGACCCUGGACGCCGCGCCAGGAUACCUAAAACUAAAAUAUUAGAAACAGAAACAUGGCUCACCAUAUUAUUUCUCUUUGGACAGUUUUGGCCCUUCUUCAGAAUUCUGUAUUAGCUGAAGAUGGAGAAAUAAGAUCAAGUUGUCGUACUGCUCCGACAGAUUUAGUUUUCAUCUUAGAUGGCUCUUAUAGUGUUGGCCCAGAAAACUUUGAAAUAGUGAAAAAGUGGCUUGUCAAUAUAACCCAAAAUUUUGACAUAGGGCCAAAGUUCAUUCAGGUUGGAGUGGUUCAAUAUAGUGACUACCCCGUACUCGAGAUUCCUCUUGGAAGCCAUGAGAUAGGAGAAAAUUUGAUGUCAGCAAUGGAAUCCAUACAAUACUUAGGAGGAAACACAAAGACUGGAAAGGCCAUCCAGUUUGCACUUGAUUACCUUUUUGCCAAGUCCUCACGAUUUCUGACUAAGAUAGCAGUGGUGCUUACGGAUGGUAAAUCCCAGGAUGAAGUCAAGGAUGCAGCAGAAGCAGCAAGAGACAGUAAAAUAACCUUAUUUGCCAUUGGAGUUGGUUCAGAAACAGAAGAUGCAGAACUAAGAGCUAUUGCCAACAAACCUUCUUCUACUUAUGUGUUUUAUGUGGAAGACUACAUUGCAAUAUCCAAAAUAAGGGAGGUGAUGAAGCAGAAACUUUGUGAAGAAUCUGUCUGUCCAACACGAAUUCCAGUGGCAGCUCGUGAUGAGAAGGGAUUUGAUAUUCUUUUAGGCUUGAAUGUAAAGAAAAAGGUUAAGAAAAGAAUCCAGCUUUCACCAACAAAGAUAAAAGGAUAUGAAAUAACAUCAAAAGUUGACUUAUCAGAAUUCACAAGCAAUGUUUUCCCAGAAGGACUUCCUCCGUCAUAUGUAUUUGUCUCCACUCAGAGAUUUAAGGUCAAGAAAAUGUGGGAUUUAUGGAGAAUUUUAACCAUUGAUGGAAGACCACAAAUAGCAGUUACCUUAAAUGGUGUGAAUAAAACCUUAUUAUUUACAACCACCAGCAUAAUUAAUGGCUUGCAAGUGGUCACCUUUGAUGACCCUCGAGUUAAGACAUUAUUUGAUGAAGGCUGGCAUCAAAUCCGUCUCUUAGUAACAGAGAGAGAUGUAACUCUGCAUAUUGAUGAUCAACAAAUCGAAAACAAGACCUUACAUCCAGUUUUAGGGAUCUUCAUCAGUGGGCAAACCCAAAUUGGAAAAUACUCUGGGAAAGAGGAAACUGUUCAGUUUGAUGUCCAAAAGUUGCGAAUCUACUGUGACCCGGAACAGAACAACCGAGAGACAGCAUGUGAGAUUCCUGGAUUUAAUGGAGAGUGCCUAAAUGGUCCCAGUGAUGUAGGUUCAACUCCAGCUCCAUGUAUAUGUCCACCAGGGAACCCAGGACUGAAAGGCUCCAAAGGUGACUCUGGACUGCCUGGGAACCCUGGCCACCCUGGACAGCCUGGUCAAGAUGGUAAGCCUGGAUAUCAGGGAAUCACAGGAUCGCCAGGUGUUCCAGGAUCACCAGGGAUACAAGGAAUUCGAGGACCACCAGGUUACAAAGGAGAACCAGGGAGAGAUGGUGAAAAGGGUGAUCGUGGACUUCCUGGUUUUCCUGGACUUCAUGGGAUGCCAGGAUCAAAGGGUGAAAUGGGCCCCAGCGGAGAUAAAGGAUCACCUGGAAUUUUGGGCAAAAAGGGUGCAAAAGGUGAAAAGGGGAGCGCUGGUUUUCCUGGCCUUCCUGGACGUGCUGGAGAACCAGGAAGACAUGGAAAGGAUGGAUUAAUGGGUUCUCCUGGCUUCAAGGGAGAAGCAGGACCCCCAGGUGCUCCAGGGCAAGAUGGACCACGUGGAGAGCCUGGAAUCCCAGGAUUUCCUGGAAAUCAAGGAUUAAUAGGACAAAAGGGUGAAAUUGGGCCUCCAGGACCACAAGGAAAACAAGGAACUCCAGGAGUGCCUGGUUUGAUGGGAAGCAGUGGCUCACCAGGUCAGCCUGGAAUACCAGGAUCUAAGGGGAGUAAAGGUGAACCUGGACAUCAAGGGAUGGCUGGAGCUUCUGGGCUCAAGGGUGAACAAGGUGCAAUGGGUCCCCCGGGAGAACCAGGUUUCCUAGGUUUACCUGGGAUACAAGGUAACAAGGGGGACAAAGGAAAUCAGGGUGAAAAAGGCAUUCAGGGUCAAAAGGGAGAACAUGGAAGACAAGGGAUUCCAGGGCAACAGGGAAUCCAAGGCGAGCAUGGUGCAGAAGGAGAGAAAGGCGAAAAGGGAGAACCUGGUGUCAGAGGUGCCAUUGGACCAAAAGGAGAAUCUGGGCUGGAUGGCCUGGCGGGGCCUGUGGGUCCCCAGGGGCAACCUGGGGAAACAGGUCCCCAAGGACCUCCAGGAUUGGAUGGGAAGCCUGGGAGAGAAUUUUCAGAACAGUUUAUUCGACAAGUUUGCACUGAUGUGUUAAGAGCCCAGCUACCAGUCUUACUUCAGAGUGGGAGAAUUCAAAACUGUGAUCAUUGUCAGUCCCAACAUGGUUCUCCGGGUAUUCCUGGGCCACCGGGUCCCAUAGGGCCAGAGGGUCCCCGAGGAUUUCCUGGUUUGCCGGGAAGAGAUGGUGUUCCUGGAUUAAUGGGUACCCCUGGACGCCCAGGUGCUAAGGGAUUAAAAGGCCUACCAGGAAGAAACGGGGCAAAGGGGAGCCAAGGGUUUGGGUACCCUGGACAACAAGGUCCUCCUGGGCCCCCAGGUCCGGAGGGCCCUCCUGGGAUGAGCAAAGAAGGUCCUCCAGGAGACCCGGGUGUUCCCGGCAAAGAGGGAGUGCAUGGAAAACCUGGUAUCCAGGGGCAACCAGGACCCCCUGGCAUCUGUGACCCAUCGCUAUGUUUUAGUGUAAUUGUUGGAAGAGAUCCAUUUAGGAAAGGACCAAACUAUUAGUGCCUGUUGUCUCAUUCAGCAACGUAGGCAUGGUGCUUUUCAUUUGUGGUUUUUUGUAUCUCAGGAAGAUAACAUUCAGUAAUCCUUUGAAAAGGAACUAAAGUACCUCGGUGUUUUAUUUUUUUUCUUAAGGGAAAAUAUAUAAAAGGUCACAUAUGCUGGUUUUAAAGGCUCUUCAAUAAUUUGUAGCCUUUAAAUCUGUAGCAUUCACUAACUACAUCUCAAUGAUUUCUUAUACAUCCAUUGUUUUAAUCAAAGUUGAAUAAAAUAAUAAAAAAAAAAAACCAUUGCCUGUUAGUCAAUUCUUCCCACUGUGAAAUGUUUCACAUUUAGCCUCCAUGCAGUAGAGUAUCUUAGUUCAAUAUCAUCUCUGUGAAUUUCAUGUUUCAUAUCUCAUAGCUCAUGCUUCUGUAGUAGCCAAAACAUGCAUUUGGUCAUUGGAAAUAAGAGCAGGGCUGAUAUUCAGCUGGGAUGGAUGGUAUUACCAUACUGGUCAUAUUACAUCAGUGUCCAUCCUUGUUGGUUAGGAUCAGUGGGUUACUUGUUAAGUGUUUUGACUAUCAUCUCUGAACAACAUUAAUGCUUUUUCUUAUUUUAUUUGCAGAUUUGAAAAUCAGAUUAACAAUAAUGCUAAGAAAAAGUAUUGAUUACAUGAGGAACAGUCAAAAUAAUCAACAUUUUACAAAAAAAAGUUUCACUAUUCCUAGUCAGUAUGUUCACAGAAAAUGCAAGUUCAGAAGUUACUAAAAUGACUAUGCUUCAUACUUGCUGAUUAAUUAGAAUGUUUGUUGUUUGCCUUCAUUUUCCAUUUCACUUAUUAUAUGUGAUGUUCAUAUAUGUUAAUUUUCAUUGUAGCAAAGCUAAUGGGAAUAAACGCUGUAGUUGAAAGGCAACUCCACAAAUCCUGCUAUGUCUUGAUAUAUUUAAGCAGACUUUAAAAAUUUUAUGAACAGUUUUUGUGUACUGUAGUUAAUACUUUUUUAAGGAACAGAAUUUGAGAAAUUUUGUCUUUUUGUCAUGCUCUAAAUUUUGUUACAUGCUUGUUAUUCAAAGUACAAUAAAGUUUUGUCCAGA